Messenger RNA from Pseudovirgaria hyperparasitica, 2128 nucleotides. Its product is annotated as cytochrome P450. Gene Ontology annotation, molecular function: heme binding; monooxygenase activity; oxidoreductase activity, acting on paired donors, with incorporation or reduction of molecular oxygen. NCBI's taxonomy places the organism in Eukaryota, Fungi, Ascomycota, Dothideomycetes, Acrospermales, Acrospermaceae. The record is from RefSeq and is a predicted model, not a curated record. Bases 221 to 1828 code for a protein of 535 amino acids. The transcript is spliced from 2 exons.
CUACAAUGGAUCGACUAUGCAUACAUAUAAUCGAGCAUACGGACCGGACCUCCUUUCAAGUCCAGUUCUGUCCGACACGGAAUUUAACUAGGUAAUCAGUCCGUCCACGAUUGAAACAUACAACUCCUGUCCAAGCACAUGAAUGACAUGCUGAAAAGCAGAUAAGGCGUGGUAAUUAAGUGAAGAUCUCGCCGUGCUCUUCUAUAUUUAAUUACACAAGAUGACGACUCGAAAUGCGACAGUCUACAUGACACUUCUGGCCUUCAGCCCUCCAGCAACAACUCUCGCGUGCCAUCUCGCAGGUAUCAAUGUCAUAUCAGGAACAUCCCUAGCGACAAAGACAAUAUGCCUGGUUGCGUAUGCAUUCAUCCAAUACAGCCUGGUGCUUCCCUACUUCACAUCUCCCUUACGACACCUUCCAACGCCCCAAACAGACCGCUUUAUCUGGGGCCAUGGCGAAAUCAUGCUCGACCGGCCACCGGGCGCGAAGCUACUGCGUUGGAUGAAGGAGAUCCCAAAUGACGGCCUGAUCACUUUCCGAACGUUCUUCCAUAUUGGUCCGAUCGUGCUUCUUACUCGACCGGAUACGCUGAUGCAGGUGCUUAAUACGCAUUCGUAUGACUAUGAGAAGCCUGCUCCGGCGCGCAAGUUUCUACGGAGAGUCCUUGGUGAUGGCCUAAUCAACGUGGAGGGUAACGAGCAUAAGCGGCAACGAAAGACCAUAACGCCGGCUUUCACGGGGCGACAUAUCAAGGAUCUCGUGCCCUUGUUCUGGAGUAAAUCCCUUAUGCUUGGUGAUGCAGUCGUAAAGACUGCAGCAUCAAAUGGAGGCAUCAUCGAAGUCUCAGCGCUGGCUUCGCGUGUAACGCUGGACAUCAUCGGCGCCGCAGGGAUAGGCAAGGACUUCUCCACCACGGAAAACGCGGAUCAUGAGCUUGCGCAGAAAUACGAUAUCAUCACCGAUACCAAGGGCAAAGGAAACCUAGUCCUGUACUUCGCCGUCAACCUUGUCUUCCCGCAAUGGCUGAUCCGGAAACUGCCGCUGAAAGCAAACGCACGAGUCGCGAAUGCGCUCUUCGAUCUGCGCAGGAUCAGCAAAGACCUGCUCGCCGAGAAGAACAGAGAUAUGGAAGAGAAGACUGUCCAGGAGAAGGACAUCAUCGCCAUCCUCAUGCGUUCCGGCGUGUUCAACGACGACGGCCUCACAGACCAACUCCUAACCUUUCUCGCCGCAGGCCACGAAACAACCGCAUCCGCCCUGACAUGGGCCACCUACCUCCUCGGCCGCCACCAAGCCGUCCAAGCCCGCCUCCGCACCGAAGUCCACCAAACCAUCCCCGCUCUCGACCCCAACACCCCCGCAACCGCAGACCUAAUCGACUCAAUGCCCUACCUCGACGCCGUCUGCAACGAAGUCCUCCGCAUCUACCCCACCGUCCCCGUCACCGCGCGCAUCGCCGUGCGCCCGACGCAGAUCAACAACACCCCGAUCCCCACCGGCACAUCCGUCAUGAUCUCGCCGUGGGCAACGAACCGCCUGCCCAGUCUGUGGGGCGAGGACGCGGAGGUCUUCCGGCCGGAGCGCUGGCUGGGCGAGGAGGGCAAGUGGGGCGGGGCGACGAGUGGGUAUGCGUUUGUGACGUUUUUGCAUGGGCCGAGGAGUUGUAUUGGGCAGGGGUUUGCGCGGUAUGAGUUGAAGUGUAUGUUGGCGGUGUUGGUGGCGCGGGUGCGGUGGGAGUUGAGGGAGAGGGAUGUGGAGCCGAUGCCGGAGGGGACGUUGACGAUUAAGCCGAAGGGGGGCAUGGAGAUUGUUGUUGAGGAGUUGUAGGGGGGAGGUUGGGCCUUGGAUGGUCUCUUUGUAGGUUGGAGAAAGGGGAUGCUGGAGAUUAAGAACCUCGGGUGCGCAAGUUGCCUCUGGUGAAAAGCUGAGCUGAUGGAGUAUGCGGCUUGAAAAAUUUCGAUUGCGACAUUGGCAAUAUUCUGGAAGCCAGAUGUUGGACGAUUAGUGAUCAAUAUAAAAAGGGGUACGACACUUAUCGCCACCAGCAUUGAGUAGAUGCAAAACGGUCAAGAUAUGACCUAGAUGAGGAUAUGUAUAUUAUAUAUGAAUAUGAAUCAGCUAAAAGAU